Cokeromyces recurvatus is the source of this 1934-nucleotide messenger RNA. RefSeq lists its product as uncharacterized. The transcript has 3 exons. Gene Ontology annotation, biological process: ubiquitin-dependent endocytosis. NCBI's taxonomy places the organism in Eukaryota, Fungi, Mucoromycota, Mucoromycetes, Mucorales, Mucoraceae. Gene Ontology annotation, molecular function: ubiquitin protein ligase binding; protein-macromolecule adaptor activity. Gene Ontology annotation, cellular component: cytoplasm; cytosol; plasma membrane. The record is from RefSeq and is a predicted model, not a curated record. The coding region runs from base 46 to 1728 and encodes 560 amino acids.
AUACAUAUUUAAAUUGACAUUCAUUUUUAUAAAUUUAAUUCUGAGAUGCAUUUAGGAUUACUGUCACAAGAGCGUUUGACAUUUGAUCCAAUUAAGCCGUUAAUUCUUCGAGGACCACCUUCAGAAAAUGCUUCUUCUGUAUUUACAGGGACUGUUGUACUUUCUUUAGCUAAAUCAACAAAAGUUAAUUCAAUUACAGUUACUUUUAAAUCAACUGCUACUACUUAUUGGCCAGAAGGAAUUGGUGCACGUGGUACUCGAUUGACACACGAAAAAGUCCUUAGUGAAGAAAGUGUACAGUUAUUAGAUACUAAUAAGAAUGACUUUAUUAAAUUACCAGCAGGUGUACAUCGAUUUUCUUUUGCAUUUAUUGUACCUAAUUCUAUUGUUGAAACAAUUGAAGAUGUAUAUGGUAGAGUUAGGCAUACAGUAGAUGCAAGAGUAGUUGGACCUGGUAUUCAAAUAUUAAAUAAUUGGCAUAUUUCAAAGCCUGUCCUUGUAUUACGAGCUUAUAUGUCUGACUCAUUAUUAACAAAUAAUUCAUUACAAGAUUUAUCUCGUACCUAUGAAAAGCAUUUACCGGCUGCUGAUGUACAACUCGUAGUUGAAAGAGCUGCAUUUUCUUCAGGUGAUCUCUUUUUCUUGAGACUCAUUCUUCAACCACAACGCAAGAAAGUUCGUUUAGAACAUAUGGAAUUAACAGUAACAGAAAAUCGACGUUAUAAUGUAGCAGAGGUACGGGCUAAUCGUACUGACACUGAACACUUUCCAUUACCAUUUUUAGCAUCAACUAAAUUAGCUGAAGGUGAAGAGAUGGAUACAAAAAAUGAAAGUGAUGAUUUAAGAUCUGUAUUUACAAAGCAUGGAAAAGGAAUUGAUUUAACAGAUACAAUAGCUUAUCGAAUUACAUUUGCUACACCUACAUGUAUGAGAAAUAUUCAUCAUACUACUUAUUACAAAGAUAUUUUAUUUAGACAUCAUCUUAAUAUUACAAUGACAAUAUCAUUCGUAGACGAUCACUUAACUUCAAUAAGUUCAAAUAAUAGCAGUAAUAGUAGUAUUAGUGAAGAAUCUUCAAAUACAACUGUUACUCCUGCUUUACCUACUACAAUUGAACAGCAAGCUGCUGAAGCUAUGUUUGCCUUACCUCCACCACCACCUGCUGCAUUAUCUCUUCAAUCGACUAACACAAAUACACACAUUAGACAAGCUAUUCAACUUAAUAAUCCUACACCUAUUAUCUAUCCACAUAAUCCUUACAAUAAUAUUAAUUCUAAUACACAACAUUUAUCUCAAUCAACUUGGCUAUCUAAGCUUCGAAAGCCUGUCCAUUCAAAAGAAGGAGGUACUCAUGUCAUUCGUAAACGAGAAACAAUUCGUUUAGAAACUCCUGUUACCAUUUUUGAUUGUCGACUCAAAGAAGAUUAUGGUCGCUUACCUUCUUAUUCAGAACUUAAUGUCACUGCUCAUCCAACUCAUGGCGAUGAUAAAACUAAAAUGGCUGAUAUGUUGGAACAAGAUCUCAUGUUACAAUGUAUGCCUAAUUCUGAUCAACAAAUACCUUCUAAUGAACCACAGCCUCAAUUAUGCCCUUGUUAUUUUAAGUUUCGUCGUCAAAUGGAAAUGGCUUCUCAGGCACAAUUGUUAGCGGCUAAUAAUGAUAGUACAUAUGCUUUAGAGAGGAUACCGUCUAUUCCACCACCUGAUUAUGUCGAAACUGCUAAUUAAACCCAAAACAAAGAGAAAAAAAAAAAGAGAAAAAUACCCUAUAAUUCCGAUUACUAUUAUUUUAUUUAAAUUUGUAUUUUUUUUUUAAGAAAAAGAAAAGGAGCUCUUAAUAUUGUAAUUUUACAUUAAUUGAAAUAAAUAAUGCAUGUAUUUUAAUUUUACUUACAACGUAAAGACAUAUAUGCGUUCUAAUGUUACUAUUUUUU